Nipponia nippon (crested ibis) is the source of this 2013-nucleotide messenger RNA. Lineage: Eukaryota; Metazoa; Chordata; Aves; Pelecaniformes; Threskiornithidae. The record is from RefSeq and is a predicted model, not a curated record.
AUGAGGUCCCGAGGCGUUGGUGGCGGGCCCUGGACCUCCGAGCUCCAGGCUUGCGUUUGCCCUCAGCCCUUCGAGGUGCCAGAGAGGGCUUUUCCUACUCCAUGCGCUGCCAUCAUCCCUGCCGUGGGGGUCUGGGUGCUGCCUGCCGGUGGGGAGCUGGCCGGGUGGCACAGGCAUGCGGAGUGGAGCUGGCCGUUUACUGGUUGCCCACCGCCUGCCUCUUCGUCUCUCCACAGAUUUUGCCUUCCCCUCGUGCUGGCUUCCCUCCCUACCAUGGCUACUGGUGAACAGAUCCCCGCUGCCCUGCAGGAUGCGUGGGGGGACUUCUGGCUCUUCCGUUUCUUUGUUAAUGCUGCUGGCUACGCAAGUAUCGUGGUGCCGGGAUUCCUCCUCAUCCAGUACUUCAAGAGAAGGAAUUACCUGGAGACAGGCCGAGGCAUUUGCUUCCCUGUCAUCAAAUCAUGCGUGUUUGGCUCUGAGGUGAAGUCUGUACACCAGGAGGAUGGCUCCCUGCCACCCCGAGUGGAGCCCCCAGAGUCCUCUACAGCCCGACAGGUCUUCAAGCUGCUCUUCUGUGCUGCUGGUCUACAGGCCUCCUAUCUCACGUGGGGCGUCCUCCAGGAGCGUGUGAUGACAAGAACAUACGGUGCCACCGAAACGGACCCUGGUGAGAAGUUCAAGGACUCCCAGUUCCUAGUGUUCAUGAACCGCAUCCUGGCCUUCACGGUGGCUGGUCUGUACUGCGCCCUGACCAAGCAGCCGCGCCACGGGGCUCCUAUGUACAAAUACUCCUUCGCCUCCCUCUCCAACAUCCUCAGCAGCUGGUGCCAGUAUGAGGCGCUCAAAUACAUCAGCUUCCCCACCCAAGUGCUGGCUAAGGCCUCCAAAGUGAUCCCAGUGAUGAUGAUGGGCAAACUGGUGUCACGCAAGAGUUAUGAGUACUGGGAGUACCUGACUGCUGCCCUCAUCUCUGUGGGGGUCAGCAUGUUCCUGCUCUCCAGUGCUCCCAACAGGCACGUGUCCACUGUCACCACUUUCUCAGGCAUAGUCCUCCUGGCUGGCUACAUAAUCUUUGACAGCUUCACCUCCAACUGGCAGGACGCCCUCUUCACCUACAAGAUGUCUCCCGUGCAGAUGAUGUUUGGCGUCAAUGUCUUCUCCUGCCUUUUCACGGUGGGCUCGCUCUUGGAGCAGGGUGCCUUGCUGGAAUCGUUACGCUUCAUGGCCCGCCACUCGGAGUUCAUGGCCCACGCCGUGCUGCUUUCCGUGUGCUCCGCCUGCGGCCAGCUCUUCAUCUUCUACACCAUCAACCAGUUCGGGGCAGCUGUCUUCACCAUCAUCAUGACACUCCGCCAGGCCUUUGCCAUCCUCCUCUCCUGCCUCAUCUACGGGCACACUGUCACUGUCGUGGGUGGGCUGGGUGUAGCCGUUGUCUUCGUGGCCCUCUUCCUCCGUGUCUACGCCCGCAGCCGCAUGAAGAAGCGCAGUAAGAAGCUCCCGCCAGGCGAGACCCCUGUACAAAAGGUCUAAGGAGCUGGGGCCAUGGCAUUUAAGCCAUGCCUGCUGUCCUGCCUCCGCUUGGGGGCACUUGCUUGAUUUCUCAGAACCCACCGAGAAGCAGAGUGGGGUACGGAUAGGCUGGACCAGUGACUCACUUUUCCACCUGCUUUUCCUGGGGAAGGGGCUGGAACAAGCCCAGGGAAUGCUCUGGGUUGCCACAGCUCCAAACCUCUCUAUUUGCCUUAAUAGGUCAAAGACUUCCAGCCAAGGCACGGGCCUGGGGGCUCACAUCCUGGGGGCAAACCAGCGUGGGGCUGCUGGUACUCCCGCCCCACCUCUGUCCUGUGGCUUCUCUCCAAAGUCACUGAUGAACAAGGGAGCUCUUUUCCCUGGCACCGUCUUGCCUCUUGGCUAAUGCUUGUCCAUUUCUGUCACUACUACACAGCUCAGCAGAAGGGCAAGCAAAACACUAGCUUUCUCUUUGAAAUACCUCCAUGUGAGGCAAGUCCCAAG